Molecule: messenger RNA, 1083 nt
Organism: Adineta ricciae
Lineage: Eukaryota; Metazoa; Rotifera; Eurotatoria; Adinetida; Adinetidae
Source: the annotation of a GenBank genome assembly
AUGGGUUCUAAUCACAGCGUUCAAAUUAAUAUUCAUCCUGAUCGUGCAAAUCUGUUCUAUUUUGCGGGUGAAACAGUUUCCGGAACAAUCAAUGUUCAUAUCAAUGAAGAACACAUAAAACUUGAUGAAAUUAUUCUGCUAUUAGCAGGCGAAAGUGGUUAUACAACAACUCGCGCUGUUACUGACUCGAAUGGUACAAUGCGUAGAGACACCGAAUAUCACACAAUAUCAUUUUUAAAAUCAAGAAUGAUCAUUGAAAGUCCUCCAUUAGGACAGAAAUACCUGAUCUAUAAUCCAGGGGACUAUUCAUGGCGUUUUGACAUUCCAUUGCCUUCACAACUUCCGCCUUCACUCAAUCAGCCUCGAAGUUAUCCUCACGUUCGAUAUUACUUGAAAUUAGUGAUGGAUAAACCGUGGUACAAACACAAUGUACGUGAAUUUCUCUAUUUGACAGUAUUUCCACGUAUCGAUCUAUUGCAAAGUGCACAGUUGCCCACCCCAACGAUGUUUAGUAAGCAGAACCGGAAGGAUGUUAUUCUUAGAGGAAGCAUGAAUAAGCUCGCCUAUUUGCCAGGCGAGUUAAUUACGGGAACACUGGAAGUGAACAAUCCUCGUCGAAGUUUAUUGAAACGUAUCGAAUUAUCAUUAACACAAUUUUAUGAAAUUGAAUCUAAAACGAAGCAAGAGAAAAUAAUCCACACGAUUCUACCAAUAGUAGAUCAUCGAAAUGACGAACAUAUCAUGGGCAAAUUUUCAGUGGCUAUACCUUUUCUUCCGUUACCUCCGUCUUAUAAUUUCCACCAUGGAUAUGAUCACAAAACGCAAGUCAAUGUUCAUUAUGAUCUGGAAUUUCAAGUGAAAGUCGAAGGAACGUUUACCAAUUUUGAUAUUUCAUUACCUGUCACUAUACUUAGCGACUCCAACACGAAUUCGAAUAGCUAUGAAUCACGUCAAACAACGAACUUUCCACCCAAUUCCCUACCUCAUUAUUCCGAAAUAGACAUUGAAGAUGAGACUGAUCCUCCACCAAGUUACGACUCUAUUGCAUUUCCUAAUUAUUUGCAUGAGUAUUUACGAGAAUGA